Arabis nemorensis is the source of this 1119-nucleotide messenger RNA. NCBI's taxonomy places the organism in Eukaryota, Viridiplantae, Streptophyta, Magnoliopsida, Brassicales, Brassicaceae. The record is from the annotation of a GenBank genome assembly.
AUGGGUUCUUCGUCUUCCUCCUCGAAGCUUCUCUUUCGUCAACUCUUCGAGAAGGAGUCUUCAACUUUUACUUAUCUUCUCGCUGAUAUUUCUCAUCCAGAUAAACCUGCUCUUUUGAUUGAUCCGGUGGACAAAACUGUUGAUAGAGACUUGAAAUUGAUAAAUGAGUUAGGUUUAAAGCUUAUUUAUGCUAUGAACACUCAUGUUCAUGCUGAUCAUGUUACUGGAACCGGACUUCUUAAGACUAAACUCCCUGGUGUGAAAUCUGUUAUAUCGAAAGCAAGUGGUUCGAAAGCAGAUAUGUUUGUUGAACCCGGUGAUAAAGUAUCGAUCGGUGUUCUUUACCUCGAGGUUCGUGCUACGCCUGGACAUACCGCUGGAUGUGUUACAUACGUGACUGGAGAAGAGGCAGAUCAGCCCAAGCCAAGAAUGGCCUUUACCGGGGAUGCUGUUCUGAUCCGUGGUUGUGGGAGGACCGACUUUCAGGGUGGAAGCUCGGAUCAACUCUACGAGUCUGUACACUCACAGAUAUUUACAUUGCCAAAAGACACAUUGAUCUAUCCAGCUCAUGACUAUAAAGGUUUCGAGGUAAGUACAGUUGGAGAAGAGAUGCAACACAACCCGCGAUUAACUAAAGAUAAAGAAACAUUCAAAACCAUUAUGUCAAAUUUGAAUCUGUCGUAUCCUAAGAUGAUUGAUGUUGCGGUACCAGCAAAUAUGGUAUGUGUCCCUACUCAUCCACCAACGUCGCGUCCUCCUCGUCCUCCGUCGCAUCAUCCGGUCACGGGACUUCCUCAUCCGUCUUCGCCUCCCGGAGCAGCUCAUAACGAUCUUUCAGUUCAUCAAUACAUUCAAGAACAUCAAAACGUUCCUGGAUAUGCUGUUGCAGAAGGAAGACAUGUAAGAGAAGAGCGUCUUCCUUGUUGUGGCACUGGAAUCGGUUGGUUCUUGUUCAUCAUCGGUUUUCUCCUUGGUGCAAUCCCAUGGUACAUAGCUUUAUUCCUUCUAGUAUGUGCUAAGAUCAAUCCACAAGAGAAACCAGGAUACAUAGCUUGCGCAAUCGCCGCUGUUCUUGCUACAAUUGCCAUAGUUUUUGGUGUUAUCAAAGGAGGAGUAUGA